This is a messenger RNA of Brugia malayi, 2214 nucleotides long. RefSeq lists its product as uncharacterized. NCBI's taxonomy places the organism in Eukaryota, Metazoa, Nematoda, Chromadorea, Rhabditida, Onchocercidae. The transcript has 14 exons. Gene Ontology annotation, molecular function: zinc ion binding; cysteine-type deubiquitinase activity. Gene Ontology annotation, biological process: protein deubiquitination. The record is from RefSeq and is a predicted model, not a curated record. The coding region runs from base 1 to 2214 and encodes 737 amino acids.
AUGUUUGAGGACGUACAACGUUCCUCUGAAGUGGUACAGGAAUCCACUCCUACCGCUUGUAUAGAAGUUGAAUGUAAUGAUACUAAAGUGCGACAGGAUAUAGAAUGCCCACAUAAGAACAAGAAGGGAUUAUUUAAAGUUUCAAAUUUGCGGAAAAAAGUGAGAAAUUUUAAAAAGAAAGUGGGAAUUAAUUAUUGCGAAGACUGCGCAAGGCUCGAUCCACCCGAACAACGACCAUCGAUGUGGAUAUGCGUCACUUGCAGCUAUUCCGGUUGUGAUGAAAAAAAUCACACUUUAAAUCACUUUAGAGCAUCGCGCACUGGCACGGAGCAUCCGCUUUUCUUUGCUGUGGAAGGCAAACAAUUCCGGUGCUUCAGCUGUGAAAAAAGAAUUGAUGUUGCUGAAGAAGAAGGUGGUUCAGUAAAAGCUUUUAUUAAUGAUUAUAAUUCUUUCAUAAAACCAAAACUGAAGACUGAUCCAUCAGAAUCUCAGUUAAUGAAAAGUAAUAACACGAAAAGAAACUCUUCAAUAAUUGGAAAAAUUGAUUCGAAAAAGAAAGAAAAUAGUAACGAAAAGUGUUUAACAAAAAGUAAAAUGAAAAACAAUGAGAAGAAAACAUUGCUUCCAGUAAAGGGCCUCGGUAAUCUUGGAAACACUUGCUUUUUUAAUUCGAUAACUCAGUGCCUUCUUCAUACUCAUACUCUUGCUGUGUAUAUCGAUUUGGUUGGUAAAGAAGACAAUAUCGAACUCAUGCAGAACAAAGUUUUAAUUGGUGACAGGCAAGUGCAGGUACCACAUGUAUAUUUGUCUCUGGCUUCAUUUGAUGGACCGUUAAAUAAUAUUUUUGCGAAUUUCAUACGCGAUUUCAAAGCUGGACUACCUGUCCAUCCUUCUUCUUUAUUCAGUGAAAUAGCCAGGAAAGCACCACGUUUUCGUGGUUGGGCGCAACAGGAUGCUCAUGAAUUAUUACGGUAUUUAAUGGACGGUCUCCGAACGGAAGAAAUUAACCGGUAUAAAGAAGCUAUUUCACGAUAUAUCAAACUAGCUAGAAAUGGAAAUCCUAAGUUGACGGAUAGUGAACUCUCUUUAUUGGCUAAAGGCAUGCUCAAAGCAUGUGGAAGGCCACUUAUUGAUGCUGUUUUUGGUGGCACACUUUUGCAAACAGUUAAAUGUUCGAAAUGUGGUCAUCUUUCUAAAACUUAUGAAGAUUUCUUGGAUCUUUCUCUUCCACUUCCGUCAACAUCAGCCAAAACAUUAUUUAAUGGAACCUAUAAGAUGCACAAAUCUGCUUCAAUGAGUUUAAGUAAACAUCAGAUAAAAAAGGAAAAAGCGAAUGCACGCAAAGGGAAAAUACGUCGAAAAUCACAUGAAGUCAUCCCACAUAAUGAUGAGAUUAAUCAUAAUGGGGAACGACUUCAUCUCAGUAAUGAUAUUAGCGAUGAAGACGUUCUUGAUGACGAUGAUGCUGAUCCAAAAACUGUUGACGGUGAUAUAUGUGAUGAAAUGAAUAAAAUUAACGUGAGUACUGAGCCAGAAGAUUGCCUGCAAUUGUUGGAUGGUGCAGAAGCUGUAGAGGAUGAACCACGUUCAUUAGCGUCGUGUCUUCGAGCUUUUACAAUAACAGAAUUUUUGUGUGGACCAAAUACUUAUGAAUGUGAAAAGUGCUGUGUUCCAUAUAACAAACAGCUUCGAAAUGGAAUGAAGAAAAGAACAGUUGAAGCUGAGAAGCGUUAUUUGAUUUAUGAGCCACCUCCUGUUCUAACAUUACAUCUUAAACGGUUUGAACAGACACAUUCAGUGAGUGGUCGAGUGAUCACGCGCAAGGUUCCUGGACAAAUUUCUUUUCCAAAAAUUCUUAAUAUUGCACCUUUUUGCACACAAAUAGCCAAGAGAAUCGAAAAAGGAUUAAAAAAAGUGUGCUAUUCAUUAUACGGUGUUGUUUCACAUUUUGGGGAUCUCUCAUCUGGUCAUUAUGUCGCAUUUAUUAAGAAUCGAUACCCUUCGUCGCAAACAGAAAAAUUUUUUUAUGAAUCUGCGAAUCUUUCGCCACCGGAUUCAGUGGUUACUUGUAGUGCUUCAGAAUUAAAGGAAAUAAUAGAGGGACCAUGCGAUGGCGAAUGGUACUAUGCAAGUGAUAUGAGUGUAAGCUCCGUAUCGGAAUCACGCGUACUUAGUACCGAAGCUUAUGUCCUUUUCUACGAACGAAUCCUUUAG